Messenger RNA from Saccoglossus kowalevskii, 1749 nucleotides. Its product is annotated as endoglucanase 19-like. The record is from RefSeq and is a predicted model, not a curated record. NCBI's taxonomy places the organism in Eukaryota, Metazoa, Hemichordata, Enteropneusta, Harrimaniidae.
AUGGCUUUCCCCUCUGGUACUUGUAACAUGCUCCUCUUGGAAAGAAGUGCUGGGAACGAAAGGACUGAAAACUGUUUGGGAAAGACUGGCGAGGAGAUUGUUUUGCUCUCAAAUACAACUCAAUGUGCAACUGACCCCAAGCCGAUUGUCGUUCUUUUGAUUCUAAUUCCUUGCAGUGUUUACACUAACAUCAUUCAUGUAGAUUUAGAAGAAACACGAGAAGAAUGGCCAUGGGAAUUCGAUCCUCCAGCAAGACCAGCGCCACCUGACUUGGAAAGCCCUGAUAAAAAAACUUACGAAGACGACGGUGACGAUGAUGACUUAUAUGAAUUUCGCAGAGAUGUUCACAGAAGAUCUACUUAUGACUACGGCGAUGUUCUUCACAAGUCGAUUCAGUUCUACGAAGCGCAGAAAUCAGGUGCACUUCCAGCCGAUCAUCGCUUACCCUGGAGAAAUGAUUCAGCUCUUUACGAUAGUGGAUUGAAUGGCGAAGAUUUAACUGGAGGUUUUUAUGAUGCGGGCGACCAUGUUAAGUUUGGUUUUCCGAUGGCCUACACAACUACAGUUUUGACAUGGGGAUUGCUGCGUUACAAAGAUGCAUAUGAAGCCGCUGGUGAGCUGGAAAACAUGUACAAUAUAAUCAAAUGGGCCACUGAUUAUUUCAUCAAAGCUCACCCUACUCCAAAUGAGCUGUAUAUGCAGGUCGGAGAUGGAAGAAUUGAUCACUCAUACUGGAUCCGACCCGAAGAUAUGACAAUGGAACGACCGCCAUUCAUCGUAAAUUCAUCGAACCCUGGUUCUGAUGUAGCUGGUGAGACAGCGGCUGCAUUCGCGGCUGCGUCCAUAGUAUUCCAGGAAGUAGAUCUAGCUUAUUCAACUGAGCUAUUGGCCCAUGCCCUUGAUCUCUAUAGUCUGGCAAACAAUUAUCGUGGUGCAUACACCUCCAGCUACUAUGCCUCGUCGAACUAUGGAGAUGAACUGGCCUGGGCAUCUGCCUGGAUAUAUUAUGCUACAGAGAAUCUGACGUGGAAAGCAGAAGCCGAGAGCAUGUAUGCAACUUACAUCGAUUCAGUGGGCAACCCAUGGUCGUUUUCCUGGGGAACCAAGAAUGCCGGUGUCGCUCUGCUCAUGUUCGAGAUUACUCAAAACACUACCUAUUCCAAGAAGUUGAAGAGUUUUGUCAAUGGAUGGUUACCGGAGAAUGAGUUCCCGCACACGCCUUUGGGUCUUGCUUUUCGUAGCGAAUGGGGUUCUCUGCGAUACGCAGCGGCCACUGGCAUGUUAGCUCUUUUCGCAUCCGACAGUGGUAUACGAGCUACAAGGUUCAAAGACUGGGGAAAACAACAGAUAGAUUACAUGCUGGGUAACAGUGGCAGGAGUUUUGUUGUUGGGUUUGGAGUUAACUCUCCUCAAUCCCCCCACCACAGAGCAAGCUCAUGUACGGAGGAAGUUUUUGGGAGUACUGCUCUGAACUCGCCGAAUGUGAACCCUCAUUUGUUGGUAGGGGCACUGGUCGGUGGGCCUGACAGCCAAGAUAACUACGUUGAUAACAGAAAAGACUACGUAAAGAAUGAAGUUGCAUGUGAUUACAACGCAGCUUUUCAAUCAGCCGUGGCAGACGACGUGUUCACCGUAAUGAACAUUGUACUUUGUUUAAUGGUAGCGCUACAACUACCUACCAGUAUAGACCUGUUAAGAGCAGGCUAUAUUUACACGACCAGUGUAUUCCGGUUACGGAGCGAGUUCUAG